Sciurus carolinensis (gray squirrel) is the source of this 1578-nucleotide messenger RNA. Its product is annotated as peptidyl-prolyl cis-trans isomerase-like 1. The record is from RefSeq and is a predicted model, not a curated record. The coding region runs from base 172 to 672 and encodes 166 amino acids. The transcript has a single exon. Gene Ontology annotation, biological process: protein folding; protein peptidyl-prolyl isomerization. Gene Ontology annotation, cellular component: catalytic step 2 spliceosome. NCBI's taxonomy places the organism in Eukaryota, Metazoa, Chordata, Mammalia, Rodentia, Sciuridae. Gene Ontology annotation, molecular function: peptidyl-prolyl cis-trans isomerase activity.
CUGGUACUCCAACCUUGGAAGAAGAGUUCUUCCUUCUCUUAGUCCCAUUUGCCUAAAUCCUGGAAUCGAAAGGGUUGAACAGUGGGGACCGGAAGUGUGCGCAGCAGCAGCGGGUCCCCAGCAAAUCACCGGAAGUAGCACUUGCUAGAGGAGGAUUCCGCCGACUUCGUUAUGGCAGCCAUUCCCCCAGACUCCUGGCAGCCGCCCAACGUUUACUUGGAGACCAGCAUGGGAAUCAUUGUACUGGAGCUGUACUGGAAGCAUGCUCCCAAGACCUGUAAGAACUUUGCUGAGCUGGCUCGUCGAGGUUACUACAAUGGCACCAAAUUCCAUAGAAUCAUCAAAGAUUUCAUGAUCCAGGGUGGUGACCCAACAGGGACAGGUCGAGGUGGUGCAUCUAUCUAUGGCAAACAGUUUGAAGAUGAACUUCACCCAGACCUGAAGUUCACUGGGGCUGGAAUUCUCGCAAUGGCCAAUGCAGGGCCAGACACCAAUGGCAGCCAGUUCUUCGUGACCCUUGCCCCGACCCAGUGGCUCGAUGGCAAACACACCAUUUUUGGCCGAGUGUGCCAGGGCAUAGGAAUGGUGAAUCGAGUGGGGAUGGUGGAAACAAACUCCCAGGACCGCCCUGUGGACGAUGUGAAGAUCAUUAAGGCAUACCCUUCUGGGUAGACUUGCCGCCCUCGUGGGUGUGCCCAGGUCUUCUGCAGGGGCCUCAGCAAACCAGCUUCCAGAUGACCAAGAGUGACAUGUAACAACUUCAUUUUGGCCUUGAAUCUGUUGGCUCUAAGGGAGCUUGGGGUCUUGGGUGAGUUAGAGAUGGAAGUGUACUUUAACAGGAUGCUUCUCUUUUCUUUGCCUAGUGCCUAGGCUGACAGGGCAUUUGCAGAAAUGCCUGUAUAUGUUUAUUUACAGGUUACUGCCCACUGUGGAUGACCCAUAUUUCUCCUUGCUGUGCAUGUCUGCUCUGAUACACUUGGAACAAAGUGAAGCAGGCUGUGUCAUCUUACAGAGCCUAAACAAACUUGUUCCUGGAGAGAUUUAUAUUCUGGCCUACACUGCAGUCUCUGGUAGCUGACAGCCACAGAAUUCAAAACCAAGUAGUGUCUAUCAGCCUCGUUAACUCUGCACACCCCAUCUUAGUCUCCUAAGUCUCCCUGUUCUUCCAGGGAACGUGUAUGUCUCUAUAUUUUCCCUCUCAAAACCAGAACAUCAACACUGCUGUUUCUGAUGCUUAAACAUCCCACACAAAGCCACAUUGAAUUUUUGCCAAAUGAAAAAUGCAUCCAACAAUCAAGUUUCUAAAAAGGUGCCAAGCGAGGAAUGAUAAUGUUUAAUAAUUGAGAAAGGAAUUUAUUAGAAGGAAGCAGAGGCAUUGACCAUUUUCCCCCAGAAGAAGUCUGUAGUGAGCACAAGGAUAGACUGCAUUCUCCUUCAGAGCUGCGCUCUCAAGGAAAAGUACCACCUAAGUUUUUUAAUCUAAGACGUUAGAGAAAUCAGAUGAGAGAUUUUUGUACAUUAAAAAAAAAAAAAACUUUCUGGGUUUAGGGGAGGAAUAGGGAUGAGAGGAAGUUAAUA